AUGGAAGCCUCAACCCCUGAUAAUCCAAGCCUCCUCGAGAACUCGAUGCCUCUUGAAAAUGACGACUGGCAAUCCAUAUUCGCCCAAUGUACAGCCCAUGACGAUCUACUUCAUCCAUCUGUGGAGUCCGGUGAUGGUCUAUUCGCAGAUGCAUCCAUAGACGACCUAGAUCUCGAUCUGAAUGUCGAUCUGAAUGUCGAUCUUGACCCCGCUAUAUACGUUGAUACCUUUGCAGCGGCUCACUCCAUUUCUUUUGGCGCUGUUCCCGACCUCUGCUCUGUUCCUAUAGCUCGUGUGGACUCCGAACGAUUUGACAAUCAUGAUGGAUCAACGCUGGAUUGCACGCUUCCCGAUCUCUCCACCCCACUAUUCGCUGUCCCAGAUUCAAUCCUCACUCCAUUCCAAACACCACCACCCCCAACUACAGCAGCUUCUUGUCUCGCACAACAUCGCACCCCUUGCAUAAUAACUGCGACACAAUCCCUUCGCUCACUCCACAUCCCCCAGACCAGUUGCGUCUCCCGCCGAAGCGGCAGCAGCCAUGAUAGCAGUGGACUCGAGCCGCCACGCAUGUCCGGCUCUGUUCUUAAAGCAAAUAAAGAUGCAGGCAUGUCAGUCUGCCGCAUGCUACAGUGCGCCUGUGCCCUCCGCCCACAGAACCAGCUGAUCCUAGCAAUUAUUUGUUCCCGACUAGUUGCGUGGUACCGCGCGAUGAUCCGCGCAUGCUUUGUGGAUGGACCCAGCAGUUCCUCCGGGUACAGCGUGAACAGUGGACCCAACGAGGCAGGUUCCUCGUUGGAGAAGGUGGUUCAUCAACCCGUCACGAUCGGAGAUCACUCGGUCGAUGACCAGGCUCUGGGAUUGACUAUUCAGGCGCAAGUCACGCUAGGCGAAUUACGACAUAUGCAGCGACUGGUCGAGACUCUAUCGGCCCGCAUGCGGGAGACCGCCAACUCAUACCCGAAAGGGAUGCAUGGCUUUGGAGCCCCAUCAGGCGGGCUCCCGGACAUCGCGCAUGACCAGCUGGUGGCGCACCUGAUGGAGGAAGUCCAUGCAGCGAAAGCUGAUUUAAUGACUGCUUGGGCGUUACCAUGA
This is a messenger RNA of Penicillium samsonianum, 1095 nucleotides long. RefSeq lists its product as uncharacterized. The transcript has a single exon. Bases 1 to 1095 code for a protein of 364 amino acids. Gene Ontology annotation, molecular function: DNA binding. Lineage: Eukaryota; Fungi; Ascomycota; Eurotiomycetes; Eurotiales; Aspergillaceae. Gene Ontology annotation, biological process: aflatoxin biosynthetic process; regulation of DNA-templated transcription. The record is from RefSeq and is a predicted model, not a curated record. Gene Ontology annotation, cellular component: nucleus.